Molecule: messenger RNA, 1887 nt
Organism: Aspergillus nomiae NRRL 13137
Lineage: Eukaryota; Fungi; Ascomycota; Eurotiomycetes; Eurotiales; Aspergillaceae
Exons: 4
Coding region: 1-1887 (628 amino acids)
Molecular function (GO): protein binding
Source: RefSeq, a predicted model, not a curated record
AUGGCUUCUCAACAGGGGCUUACAGACACCGUCAAACUUCUUAUCAAGCACUCCAGCUUGGCUACGGAUCGGGCAGAUUUUGAAGGCAGAACACCCUUAUCGCAUGCCGCAGACGAGGGCCAUUAUGAGGUGAUGCAACUGCUCUUAACGCAGGAGGAUAUUGAUGUGGAUUCUCGCGACACAGAUGGACGCCGGCGACGGAAGGUCCGCUGUAUCUUCACGCCAGGUAACUCCGAAGGGUGCGUCCACUGUGUAAGACGACGAACAAUAUGUGUCCCACAGGGCUCGGAUGAGUCCGAGCAUAGUCAUGACUCGAAUCAAACCUCUUUGGGGAUCCCACGAGGCGACCCAAUGACUGUAAGGAAUUUACCAAACGUCCAGUCGGAUGCGCCAUUUCAUGUUCUUGAAGCACUUGCGCAACUGAAAGAAAUAGUCAGGAUAUUUCUGAAGGGUGACCCACAACAUGCAAUGGGUGCGGCUGCCAACAGCGCGACUGCCAACUCAGAUACUGUGCAAAGUGGCUGUGCGCCAAUCAUGAAAUUAUUGAAUCAUGAGCUGAAGAACGUGCUGAUGUUCUAUACCGACUUUGUCUGGCGUUGCCAUCCGAGUCAGAGAUGGUCGAGAUCUUUCGCACUCGAAGUCAUUGGUGACAAACAUGGCGUGAAUCCUUUGCAUUGGGCUGGGGGCGAAGAAAGCGAUUCUGACCUACAGAGCUUCGCAAUGCGGGCGUUUCGUACUGGGCAUCCUUGCCUCCUGGCAAUAUUGCUUCUAUGUUUUGCAUUUAGCACCGGUGACUUUGGGAAGUACCUCUGUCCGGUGGAACAGCUGAUUUUACAUGAUGAUGAUCUUGCUGGUGGCAGAUACGGUCUCCAAUGCUUAAUGGCAUUGGGACUAUGCUAUAUGAGUUCACUGCAGCCUCGGCGAGCGUGGAUCGCGUACCGUAGAGCCAACACCCUGUCCCAACUUGCCGGUAUUCACCAGACGCAUAGGAAUUCGGAACUCUUAGAUUCACUUUUCUGGCAGCUGUUUAGUGCAGAUCGGUGGGUGAGCCUGAUGAUUGGACUUCCACACUCAGUUCCAAAGAACCUCUGCGACCUAUACAUCCCUACCUUGGAAGAGAGCACGCCGAUUAAGUUCCAUGCACGACAUCUGUCUGUGUUGACUGGACGGGUUAUUGAUUGCUUGCAAAUAAACAAAGAGCCAACACUUUCGGCAGUCAUUCGAACCGAUGAGCAGAUCGACGAGGUUACCUCGCAACUCCCGGCAGGAUACCUAGACAUGGAGCAGAUCUCUCUUUGCGAAGAUAUUUCUGAGAAGCAUGCACGGCUGUAUCGGCUGGCCAACAUUCAUCAGCUCAAGGCACACCUAUACUUACCAUUCUUCUUGCAGUCUUCGGCGCGCAUCGACAACAGCGUAAAGCUCUCCGGCUUUUCAGCACUUACCGCUGCGGUCAUUGUCUUCCUUCAUCUACUCGGAAGAGACACCUCGUGGGGGACAACGUCGAAACUGGACUCCAAAUGGUAUGAUCAGUCUCUCAUCAGCCGGACGCGCUCUGCUCUCAAGGAUUGCUCCGAAGACCAACCAAGCUCGCUGAGCGGUCAAUGCCAUGCAGCCUUAGAAGAGCUAGUAACCAGUUGUCAAUCCUUAGCAAAGGGGACCAGUCGACAAAUCGCUGUGCCGUAUUUUGGUAUCGUGACUGUUCAUCGCAAGUGUGAUGACGGUGUUGAAAGAGAUGAUGGGAGCUGGCAAGACAUUCCGGCCGGCUUGGACGAGUUUGGACCGGGAACUACAGGCGCAGGUCAAUAUACUGUGCCGGUUUCGUUUGAUGAUCUUUGUUCUCAUAUGUUGGUCCAGGGGUGGUUCCCAAUCCGAUUUAUUCAGGCAUGA